CCUCGGACACGACUGCCAUGACGGAGCUCGACGCGGAGACACCAGCGAAGCGCUGGACCGCUCUCGCAGACGCGGACCUCACUGAAGACCUCAUCCACGAGCUCCUUGAUGUCAUCCCCGACGACCUAUGGGUCGCAACUGCUUGCGCGGACCGCGUCGUCGAUGAUAUCGACGUGCAGCGCGUUCUUCUGGAGACCGGCCUCGCGCGCACUGAAGGCGCCGCUGAGCGUGUCAAGGGCCUUAUGAGCAGGGGGGACGAUGAAGGAAACCCAGCUGGAGAAGAGAAUGCAGAGGCACUUGCAGCGUACUUCCGCGAGGAGCCGAAUGACGUUCGCCUAUGUGCUAUACGCCGGUCCCUUCUCGAACGACAGGACAGACUACAGGACUACCUCGACAUGUGUGCCGAAGAACCACAAGAGGAGUCCGAAUCUGACGAGGAAGCUCUAGACGACUGGGAGGACGACCCUUGGGCGGCGGAGCAGGAAGCAGAGUCGUCCACCUCCGGCGCCAAGAACACCGAUCUCACAUCCUCCAUCCCAUUCCUUCCCCUCUCGACAUUCCUCCUCAACGACCUCGAGCAAUCAGCACUCCUCCUGGCGCUUCAUUGUCGCUUUGGUGCAUUGCGAAUAUUGAAUGAAUGGCACGCACAAUACCUGUGGCCAUACCGCUUCCUCAUUCUUAAUGCCAUACCUGAACAUAUUCAACCUUCCGAAUAUCGACAUCUUCUACCUGCGUUCAGCCUCUCGGACGAAGCAGAAACCCAGCCAGACGCGAAGACACGUCGAUCAACCGUGGACGUCAGCGAACAACCCAUUGUUCACAGUGCCGUCGACUUCAUCGACUCCGCACCGUCUUCGUCCACUUCUAUCACGAGUACACCCCUCGACUUAUAUCCACAUUCCUCCGCCGAGCUUGCACAAUGGUUCAGAGCACGCGUCGACAAGAUCAUGGUAUCUACUGGCAUGGUCGACAUGGCUUUGUACCUCGUACAGCAUGGCGCGUCGCAGGGUAUAGCAGGCCUUGACGAGCUCGGCGAAGACCUCAGCCUCUUCUCCCGUCUUGUCUACGAUGCACCACGUCCGGAGGACUGGACAGAGGAAGAUGAUUGGACGUUCGAGCAAUGGCAGAAGAUGCAACCUCCCGAGGUCAUCUCUGCCUUCCUCAAGCACUCUAUCCAGGAGACGGUCGCGCACGACAUCUCCCAUUUCGUCAUGCCCUAUCUCUACGUGCUUGAAUCUCGCGCAGAGCGUGCAGGCCAGCCAGAUCCCACCAUACGGACGCGCCUGCUCUACGACCAUGUGCUCGCCGCGCCGCUCGACGUCGCUGCUGCCAUCUUCGAGGCAUCGAAGCCGACAUUGCCUACCCACCAGCGACUUGUCUCCAACGACGAGGACAUCGUGCGACUCGCGCUGGCAUGCCUGUACGGAAACAGCAGCAUCGACCAGUGGUCCACGAUGAGCAGGAUAUUCGAGUGCAUGCCGGCAUGGGACAUCACGCGCGAUACCGGUGGCGAGGACGAGGCUGACACGACGAUCGCGUCCUUGGGGGCCUACGUGAAGCCCACGACGUCACACACCACUAGCACGCCUGCUGAGCUCUUCGUCUUCUUCAAGCCGCUGCCCGUCAUCGCUUUAUCACGAGCCCUCGACGUGCUUGACGUGCACUUGGAGGGCGGCGAGAUCCUGUCCCGAUGGAGUGUCGCAGCGCCAUUGCAGUGGUUUUUGCUCAGCAACAGCGAUGCCAAUGAACAGCGCGCUUGGGCGAACCGGAUGGCCCGACGGGCCGGCGGUGUCAACCCCAUCUCUGGCGUCGACGAUUGGGAGUGGCUGCUUACGGACAUGCUGAAGCUGGCUGGGAAGGGUGAGAAUGGCAUUCGCGGUGCUUUCGGGCUCCUUCCUCGGGAUGAAGUCAAGCGAAUAUUUUUGAGUGGGCUUCUUAGCUCGGGAGAAUUCGAGGUGGCAAAGACGCUCUUGUACAAGAUGCACAGGCUGCGCUUGGAUUCGAACACCGUCGAGGACGUUUGCUUGGCAUGCUCCCAAGAGUUCUACGACAACGCCAACUCCGGAAACUACACCUACGGCGAGAUGAAGAUGGCAUACGACUGCCUCUCCGUACCACCCAUCUCCGACCGCAUCCAAAAGGAGAAGGACUUUAUCGAGGCGACUUCCCGGCUAUCAUCUUACAACAUCAUGUCCCGCCCCGGUAUCCCCAUCACGCCCAUUGAGAUUCGCCUGACAAAGGAUCGCCUUUCGCUUGUCGCGCGCGUGCUUGCUACCAACGAGGAUGCUUACAGGCAUCCGGAGGUUAUCACGGAGCUCGUGCGCAAGCUUGGCCUCGGUAAUGAUCCCGUCUCGGAGGUGAAGACCCUUGCGAUGCUUGCGGAUAGCGCGAUGCAGACCGAGGACUUCACCCGCGCGACGGAGAAUGCGGAGCGGAUGGUGCGGUUGGUCCUCGACCUCCCGAUCCCUGCAGCUGCGCCGGAAGCGCGCGAGGCCCGGGAUGUCGCUUGGGCAGCGUGUUUCACACUCGGUCGGCAGCCCGAGUUCAAUGACAUCGGGAAGAAGGCGAUGCUUCUCGGUCGUGCGCUGGAGCUUUGUCCACCCGACCGGCUGUACGACGUGCUCACAGCAUGGCGAAAACUGGAGGCAGAGGACAUCGCCGCGCGCGAGGAGCGCCUAGCGACUCGACGCUCCGGUACCGUGGCUAACAUCCAGGAAGCCCGCAAGGCCCCCCUCGUCCUUGACCCCGUCGCCUCCCUCCGCUCUCGCCUCCACGACUUCCACAUGCCCUCACCGCCACUCCUCAACACGCCCGACGCAGCAGCUCUCGCCAGUCGCACAUUCAAGUCUGUCACCGCUAACUUCCCCUUCUCCGUCAGCAGCCGCGGGCGGUCGAACUCCUCCGUCGGCGGCGACCGCGAGGACAGCCGCAGCCGCGCAGGGACGGACGUGGGCGAGGUCAGAGAGCAGGCAUCCCGUGCAUUCCAGCGAGGCAUCGGAUGGUUGAUUGGUGCGGACGAGGAGUAGUAGUUAUAGCCUACAUACCGGCCCCAUGGACGUCCUACGUAGUGAUGAUUCCCGUAUCAGCGUAUGCAUGCAGCAGUCCGCUCAGUUCCUCGAAAUCACAUCUGCACGAAGCGAGAAAUCCAUUUCAACGAAAUGGCAGAUGCGAGUGACAGAUUGAGACAAAACGAAUAAAAUCGGCACAUGAGUGCGCACACUAAAGUACAUGUCGAAGGAG
Molecule: messenger RNA, 3240 nt
Organism: Schizophyllum commune H4-8
Lineage: Eukaryota; Fungi; Basidiomycota; Agaricomycetes; Agaricales; Schizophyllaceae
Exons: 3
Coding region: 18-3026 (1002 amino acids)
Biological process (GO): retrograde vesicle-mediated transport, Golgi to endoplasmic reticulum
Cellular component (GO): Dsl1/NZR complex; endoplasmic reticulum membrane
Molecular function (GO): SNARE binding
Source: RefSeq, a predicted model, not a curated record